GAGGUUCUCUCUUGUAUCCUAUCAUCAACUAGUCACCCCUUAGACUCGACGCUUCAAUCUAGAAAUGACUACACAGGCGGCACCCUGCAAGGUCCUUAUGCUCCAUGGGUUCUCCCAGAACGCUAGUAUCUUUGGAAAACGCCUCGCUGCGCUCAGGAAGUCCCUUGGCCCAAACAUUGAGCUAGUGUUUGUCAAUGCGCCCAUUGCUCUCCGCAGAAUAGACCUGGCUGGUUCCGCGUCUGAGCCAUCCCUCGACGCGGUCGGCGCAUCCGAGGCGAACCCCGACAGCACAGACGAGAAGGACGCUCCCCGCGCAUGGUGGCGCGCUGAUAGAGCAAGGCAAACGGCGAAGGGUCUCGAGGACACGCUGAUAUACAUACGGGAGAUUCUGAGAAAGGAUCGGUUUGACGGUGUUUUCGGGUUUAGUCAGGGUGCUGGGUUUGCUCCUCUUCUUGCAGCACUGCUUGAGAGACCACAUGUCUACCCCCCGUUCCUGGUCGAUGGCCUGCCUCCUCAUCCUCCAUUCAAAUUUUGCAUUUCGGUCGCAGGCUUCAAAGCUCCCGGUGAACUAAGCCAGAAGAUAUACAGCCAGAUGUAUACGACGCCAACGCUACUCGUGAUGGGGAAGAACGACAUCAUUGUUGUUGAAGAGCGCUCAAAGAUGCUUAUGGAAGUUGCUGAGAACAUAAGGGUUGAGCAACACGAUGGUGGUCACUUUGUCCCGUCAAAGGUCAACUGGCGCGUUUUCUUGAAGGGGUGGAUGGAGAACCCACAAGGCAGAGUCCCUUCACCCUCCGCAAUCACUAUGACCAAUGCUGAGCCGGAGCCUGCAACUAGGGGACGGCGUCGCAGGUCCAGCUUGAAGCGCGCUGCGAACCUUUAGAACUUGGCCUGCUGCUAUGUUUUGAGUUAGGACGCUGGAGCGCGACGUCAUGAGGGAGGAUGGUUAUAGGUCUGGUAUAGUACUGUAUUCUUAAUCGUUACUAUAUAUCAUGUGGACAUCGCGAUGACAUUUGAAUAUCUUUAUAAAACU
Messenger RNA from Coniophora puteana RWD-64-598 SS2, 1033 nucleotides. Its product is annotated as FSH1-domain-containing protein. The record is from RefSeq and is a predicted model, not a curated record. Gene Ontology annotation, cellular component: cytoplasm; nucleus. The transcript is spliced from 9 exons. Lineage: Eukaryota; Fungi; Basidiomycota; Agaricomycetes; Boletales; Coniophoraceae. The coding region runs from base 65 to 883 and encodes 272 amino acids.